GGAUGCCAACAUUAUUCAGGUCUACCACGAAAGCCAUCCCAUCACUCAAUCGCCAAUUCAUUUCCUCCCUGCUUGAGAAUAAAUCCCCGCCUCACACGAAUAGAGCCCUAGUAGUUAAAUCAGAUGCAAUCGAGGACUUGGUGCGGCCUUUUGGGUCCAGCCUUGUGCGGUUGUAUUUCCAACACAUUUCUCCCGUGUUUCCUAUCCUUGCCAAGACGCGCUCCUUGAGAUAAUACCAUGACACAAAGACAAGUAUUCCAGCCUCU
Molecule: messenger RNA, 266 nt
Organism: Truncatella angustata
Lineage: Eukaryota; Fungi; Ascomycota; Sordariomycetes; Amphisphaeriales; Sporocadaceae
Exons: 1
Source: RefSeq, a predicted model, not a curated record